AGAAGAAGCAAAAUUGGGAAGUCGAAGAAACGGAAGCGGUGUAAAAAGUAACAGAGGCAGAUGGAACCCCCCCUGACCCCGUGAGCGUGACUGUGGCAGUUUCUUAUUCUAAUCCAUUCCCUUUCCCUCUGCCUUUGCUACCCCUUACCUAUUACCUCUUCCAAAGCUUCACCUUCUUCACCUCUUCCAAUCACAACUAACCUCGCCUCUUCCUCCAUUCCCCCCCCCCUCUCUCCCCCUAGUUUGGGGUAGGACUCAUGCUCGUCGUAGCUUAACCCUUCUAUGUCGAACAUGACCUCCAUCUCCUCUGUCGAACUCAAUUACCUAGUUUUUCGCUACCUUCAAGAAUCAGGUUUCUCUGCUCUUCCUUUCUCUUUUUGGUUCCAAAAUCCUUUUGUAUGUGUCCUAGUUCUUUUUUUUUUCCUCCUUUUUUUUUUGUUGUAUCUGAAGGAUGUUAAGGUUCUACAACGAAUACCGAGUCUUUUUUUUUGUUUUUUUAUAAAUUUAACAGUUGCGAGCUUUUUUGAGCGCUUCAAUGUUGUUCCUACGGGUUAGGGUUUACUAUUUCUGAGAAAAGGAAAAUUGAUUAGGCUGGAAAAAUGGUCCUUCGCCCUUUUUUCUCCUGGUUAAAUAUAUAAUGAGGACUGAAAAUUGUUAGAUCUGCUUCGGUAAAAUAGAUUUGGUGUUUAGACAUGAUUUUUGAAGUUCCAAAGUUUUCUGUUUAUUUUAUCAGUUAUGGUUUUUAACCAAUAUACUAUGAGAUUGUAGUUAUUUUUGGGAAUGAAAUGACAGUGGUUAUUGUUAGUAUUGUUACUGGUUGCUUUUCAUUUUAACUGAAUGAGAUGUUACGGUAAAUCAAAAUGGUGCUUGUGGUGAGCUUAAUUAUUUUCUGUUCAUACUGAAAUAUAUUCUGAUUGUAGUUGAUGUAAGUUGGUAGUUAUAUUUGUAAAAUGAUAGUAGAAUUAUUGAUUGAAAGGAAACUUUACAAAGCUUUGAGCUGUGGAACUGAGUGCUUGAGGGAAAUUAUAAAAUGAUUCACUGUUGGUUUGAAGAACAAAUGUUUGCUUGUUCUGUAGACUGACUAUUCUUGUUCAGAACCAUAUAACGUGUAAUGUAAUAUUUGUUCAAUAUAAAAUGAUUCGGUGCUUUUGCCAAAUAACAUACGCUUUUUGGCGAGUUAGGCUUCAACGGUAUGUUAGAAUAUUGAUUAGAUCCCUUAUGACCAAGUUAAUCUUCAACCCAAUUGCUAGAGGCAGAGGAGAUUGCAAACAGUUUAUAGGGAAAAUCAUUAAGAAGGAUUUAGAGGUCAAGUUCUUGCUAUAGACAUGAUAUACACAGAACAUUGUUGCUUCAUUUGACCCAUGCAACGACCCUAUCUAAUGGGACAGGCUUGGUCGUUGUUGUUGUUGCUUUUACAGAACAGCUUAAGUUUUUAGGAGAGUUGGUCCAUGAAAAUAUCCAUUAGAAAAGUGUGGAAUGAUUGUUAUUUACGCUUUGUUAAGAUGUAAAUGUGGACAUUGAUUUUGCUUUUCUAAAAUUUGAAGUGUGAAGUGAUAGAUAAUAAUACAUUGGUGCUGUUGUCUUAGAGGAGUCAUAUAGACUAGGGCAUCUAUUUGAAUUAGGAAAGCUUGAUGAGGUUGAGUUUAUAAUGUAAUUUGUUUACUGAACAAUUACAGGUCAUAAUUUUCAUUUUAUGAAGCUUUUCAUAUUUACAAAAUGGAAUGUAGCCUGCAAUUGAAUUGGUUUAUUGGCUACCUGUGUUACUUCACUGCUGCAGGUUUCACACAUAGUGCAUUUACAUUUGGUUAUGAAGCUGGUAUUAACAAAUGCCCCAUAGAUGGAAAUUUGGUGCCACCAGGUGCUCUUGUUACAUUUGUUCAGAAGGGGCUACAGUACUUUGAGAUGGAAGCCAACUUGAGUAAUCCUGCCAGUGUGAUGCAGACCUGGAAGAAGAUUUUUCAUUUUUACAACCUUUGGAUCUUAUCACAAAAGAUGUGCAUGAACUUAGACAAAUGAUAAGUGAAAGAAGGAAAAAGCUACAUAAGGAAAGAAAGAAGGAAUUUGAGAAGGAGCAUGAAGGGGAACGUGGACGGAUAAGAGAAAGAGAAAGACGUGAAAGGGAGAAAGAGGUUGAAAAGGAUAGACGCGAAAGGGAGAAAGAGGUUGAAAAGGAUAGACGUGAAAGGGAGAAAGAAGUUGAAAAGGAUAGACAUGAAAGGGAGAAAGAAGUUGAAAAGGAUAGACGUGAAAGGGAAAAAGAAGUUGAAAAGGAUAGGGAGAAGGUAGAAAAUGAUAGACAGCGAGAACAGCAGCAUGGAGAUCAUACUGUCAGAGAAAUGGUCAUAGAUCAUGAAAAUAAAGUUCCUGUAAAGCAUGAAGAGAAUGGUGCAGUUGGAGAACCAGAACCAAUGGACAUCUCUACAACAUCAACAUCUCAGCUAUGUGAAAUUCCUAGUUCAGAUGUGACGAUUUUGGAAGGUCAUACUUCAGAGGUGUGUGCUUGUGCAUGGAGCCCAGCAGGAUCUCUACUUGCAUCAGGGUCUGGGGACUCAACAGCUCGUAUUUGGACAAUAGCAGAAGGGAGAUGUAAGCCUGCUUCACAGAAUGGCCCUUUGAACGUAUUGGUGUUGAAGCAUGUUAGGGGUAAAACAAAUGAGAAGAGUAAGGAUGUCACUACACUCGAUUGGAAUGGGGAGGGGACACUUCUGGCAACUGGUUCAUAUGAUGGGCAAGCAAGAAUUUGGACCACUAGUGGUGAGCUGAGGAGUACAUUAAGCAAACACAAAGGACCAAUUUUCUCUCUGAAAUGGAAUAAGAAAGGUGACUAUCUUCUUACUGGAAGUUGUGAUCAAACUGCCAUUGUGUGGGAUGUGAAGGCAGAGGAAUGGAAACAACAAUUUGAAUUUCAUUCAGGUCCAACACUUGAUGUUGAUUGGCGCAACAAUGUGUCUUUUGCUACAAGUUCCACGGACAAUAUGAUAUACGUUUGCAAGAUUGGGGAAACCCGCCCUAUAAAAACUUUUGCUGGUCACAAGGGUGAAGUUAAUUGUGUCAAAUGGGAUCCCACAGGUUCAUUGCUGGCCUCCUGUUCUGAUGAUAUCACCGCAAAGAUAUGGAGUAUGAAGCAGGAUAACUAUCUUCAUGACUUACGGGAGCAUUCCAAGGAGAUAUAUACUAUCAGAUGGAGCCCCACUGGUCCUGGAACCAACAAUCCUAAUCAUAAAUUGGUGUUAGCUAGUGCUUCAUUUGAUUCAACUGUGAAGUUAUGGGAUGUGGAGCUCGGGAAACUCAUUUACAGCUUGGAUGGACACAGGCAUCCCGUAUAUUCUGUUGCAUUCAGUCCCAACGGUGAGUAUUUAGCCAGCGGGUCUCUUGAUCGAUCCAUGCACAUAUGGUCAUUAAAGGAAGGCAAGAUUAUCAGAACAUACACGGGCAAUGGAGGCAUUUUUGAGGUCUGUUGGAAUAAGGAGGGUGACAAGAUCGCCGCAUGUUUUGCAAAUAACACAGUGUGUGUUUUGGAUUUCAGAAUGUAAGAUCUGAGUAGCACUAAGUUCUCCUGGCUGGUACAUUAUAUUCUUUCUUUCCCCCCCCAUUUAGAUGAGAUCGGUGGAUGUGUAUCUUGGGUGGGUAGGUUACCCAUUUUAACCAUAGUUGUAGGCUUAACUCAAUUGUCCUUGAAUCCUGUUGUAAUUUGCUAUAACAUUAGUGAAAAGUAGUUUGUAGCAGUGCAUUCUUAAUAAGCAAAAAUGUAUAGAUUUAGUUGGACAAUAUCCUGUAUAAGUAUUGCUUGACGUCUGUAUUUUGCAUCCAUGUGUGCUAUUUAAAUUGUCUCUAUUAGUAAAACUAGCUGAAAGUUUAUAGCU
This is a messenger RNA of Abrus precatorius (Indian licorice), 3863 nucleotides long. RefSeq names its product WD40 repeat-containing protein HOS15-like. Lineage: Eukaryota; Viridiplantae; Streptophyta; Magnoliopsida; Fabales; Fabaceae. The transcript is spliced from 13 exons. Gene Ontology annotation, biological process: regulation of transcription by RNA polymerase II. The coding region runs from base 2013 to 3533 and encodes 506 amino acids. Gene Ontology annotation, molecular function: transcription corepressor activity; protein binding. Gene Ontology annotation, cellular component: histone deacetylase complex. The record is from RefSeq and is a predicted model, not a curated record.